AUGCAUUACCAGUAUGUGGCAAAUUUAGUUUUAUGGGUCGUUCUUCUGUUUGCUCUUUUUACAGUAUGGUAUGUCUUAAAUUUCGUGUUUUGUCUCGCAGCUAGUCUGCAGACGGAUUUGGAAGGAGUUGAUGUAGUCCUUGAAGGUUUUUUAGAUUUGUUUGUUGGAUUAGUACAGGUCUCUACUUCGUUUAUUUUGAAGCAUCCUAACAGGGACAAACUAAGGUCACGUGUUUUGGGCGAGGGAACCGAGUGGAAAGAAAUCACAAUCUCUCAUCUUUUUUGUCAAUCUCAUCUGUCGAUAAAGUCGGGUAUCCCGAUUCGUGUUCAUUUUCUUAAUUGCUAUUGGUUGUACUUAAGUUACUUUUCAAAGCCGGAGCUGGAAAUUGGGACUCGGUUAGAAGUUGUAGUCAUAGGGAAAAGUUGGGACAAUUAUGUUAUAAAAUCUUCUCAGAACGGUGCUGAUUAUUUUGGGAUGAUUUACCUGGGGCGAUGGGUUCAUGAACGGCAGCCGGCAUAUUCUAGCAGAGGGUCUGACGUGCCGCAACAAAAUGUUUUUGCUAAUUAUCCAAACGGAACUUUUCCCAUCCACAUGACAAACAAGACUCAGAAGUUGCUUCCUAAUUACGAAAGUUCCGUUAAGUUUUUACGGCAGAAGGAACUGGUAGAAGUUCAGCAACAGCAGCAGCGCUUUCGUGAAUUAACGAAUGGACGCGAGAAGCAGACUAUUAACCAUGGCGCACCACAGGGUCCCGCCAUGGUCCCAUCCACAUUAGGUACCACGCAGCUGCUCUUAAAAAAGAACAAAAGGAAAGCUUAUGUGCCUCGAGGAAUGACGUCGUUAUUUUCCACGAACUUACCAAAUAGUCGACCGCAAGAAUUUCCUAAUUUUGAAAAUGGAUCUUCAGAGCCACUAGGGAAUGAUGAAUUUACAAAGUUGUUAAUGCGAUAUGUUUUAAAAGAUGAACGAGGGUCAAAUUUCAAUGGCACUGGAGAUCGAAGUUCAAACCCUGAAAGGAGUUUUGAAGAUUAUUUGCAGCUUGAUCAAACAAAAAGGUUACUUGGACCACAAAGGCGGAUAUGCAUCAAAGGGAAGGACCCCCCGAACGACGUAAUUCGGCAUACUCGAAACGCGUAUGGGGUAAGUCGAGGUGGUUUUGGAGUCGGUUCGUUAUCGCACGCUGGAGCAAGCCAUGAGAUGUCGCAAAGUGAAUCUGGAUCUCAGUGUACAAGCGUUCCUGUCUUAGAGACUUCUCGUGAAAUGCCUGCAGUGGGAACAGCUAAUUUUGUGAAUGUUACACCUCUCAAUAUUACAGCAGAAAAGGAUCCCCCUUUGGAAGAUAAGAACUCUUCGGUAGAUGACAUUUCUGUAAUUGCUUCUGUCUCUACUUCGUCCGCUGUACCACAGUCCAGCUCCAGCCCCAUCCGGAUCCCUUCAGCUGCAUCAACAUCUGCAACUUCGGCUACAGUUACCCCCUCGCAAGUUUCUAGUUUUAGGCCAGGUUCUCCUGUAUCUGCGUUGUCUCCAACUCCUACCUUCACUCCUCUUUCAAUUUUAACACCUGUUGGGCCUAACACUUCCGCAACUUCUGCUGUUGCUCUUACUCCAGCUCCUAGCUCCAACUCUACUCCUCCUUCUGGCCCUGGCUCAGGUUCUGCACCUGCUCCUGUCUCUGACGCUCCUGAUACCUCCAUUGUGGAUAGUGGUCUAGAAGAAAUUGUCGUUGAAAAGCCACAGUUUUCACCUCAAAAUGGAACACUAGCUUCGCUACUAGAGUGUGAAGAACUGACGGCAGAUACUCAAGAAGAUCCUGAUACUUCCGACCCUAAUUCUGAUGAAAAACUUGAAAAGGCUCCUAUUGUUUGUAAUAGUCCCAACCUUCCCUCUUUCGCAGAGGUGUUGACGACUACGAGGGAGUCUGAAGGAGGUGAUGAGUCCGAAAAUGAAGGUUUAGCAAAUUCGAGUAAAAUAAAGUUUGGUGGAUCAAAAAAGGCAAAUGCGACCGAUAACAGGAAAAUAGUGGUCAAAAUUUCAUUAGGCAGUUAUCCCCAUUCAACGAUGGAGACAAAGUCUUCACCAGCGACGAGUACAUCUAGCGAGUCGACGAGACGUAGUGUUGCUGACUUGAGAUGUCCGCCAGAAAUAGCAAAAUCCUUCGAAGAACAAGAUGUUGUUCGUAGGUCUGAGACGGGUUGUCCCCCGAUGGUGCCUCGUAGUAAUCAGGAUUAUGAGGAUGUGGAAGAAAACGUCGAUGUAGGAGAGAAAGAAAAGAAGAAAAAGAAAACUAGCGGGAAGAAGAAAAAAGUUGAAAAUGUUGAAGAGAAAGAAGUGGCCCAUUCGACUCCCUUUGAGAGUGCUAGUCGUGCUGCAGCUGAAAGUGCUUUCGAUAAUCCAACUGUUGAAGAGAACCCUUUUAGUUUAGUAGCUGGUGAUAUUGUGUGGGCAAAGAAUGGUUCUGAACCAUUUUGGCCCGGUGAAUUGUUCCAGUUCACUCGGGUAAACGGAGUGGCUGGAGCAGUGAUUACAUGGUUUGGAGUAGAUACUUUUACGCCGUUCGUGCCUCUUCCGAAAAUUGAACCGUUCGCCCGCAAGUAUUCCCAGAGGUUUAACCCGAAACGUAACGACAGGAAGUACCAGAAGGGGGUUGCACGAGCAAUUUAUCAGUGCCGCCCGCAAAGUGGUUACUUUGAAAGUAAUAUCACGAAAUGUAUAUACGAAGUUCUUGUGAAUAACUACCACUUUGUACUAGAACCUUUUGAAGGAACAAAGAAAAGGAAGCGGAAGUCUGGAGGUUUUGGUCUUAAAAAGAAGAAAUUACCAUCUCAUGGUCGUAUUGAAAUUCAUGAGCCAGUGACCCUUCCUGAAGAUUACGACCACACUGAGGACGAUGAAUCGGGCAGUAUUGAUGACUCUAGUGGCAUGCCAGAGGCUGACAUGGACCCUGAACAGAUGGAGGCCUCUUGCUCAGAGCAACAUUUAAGUGAAACAAGUUCAUCCGAUGCCUCUCCACAUAAAUCGGAAGAUUCUGGCCAAACUAGUCCUCGAAGCCCGAUCCUGUGA
Molecule: messenger RNA, 3060 nt
Organism: Enterobius vermicularis (human pinworm)
Lineage: Eukaryota; Metazoa; Nematoda; Chromadorea; Rhabditida; Oxyuridae
Source: the annotation of a GenBank genome assembly